Plodia interpunctella (Indianmeal moth) is the source of this 2411-nucleotide messenger RNA. RefSeq names its product lysosomal proton-coupled steroid conjugate and bile acid symporter SLC46A3-like. The record is from RefSeq and is a predicted model, not a curated record. Gene Ontology annotation, cellular component: membrane. Bases 327 to 1853 code for a protein of 508 amino acids. NCBI's taxonomy places the organism in Eukaryota, Metazoa, Arthropoda, Insecta, Lepidoptera, Pyralidae. The transcript has 7 exons. Gene Ontology annotation, biological process: transmembrane transport. Gene Ontology annotation, molecular function: transmembrane transporter activity.
AAAUAAACUUAUUAUUGUAGACAAUGUAAUUAACUGAUUGUCAAUUUGUCAUUAGUCUAUCGCCCUUUAUCUUUAUUUUUCUAUUUAUCUGCGUGAAUAAUUUAACAGUACUUAUUGGAUUAUCUCUGUCGUUAAUGGAAAAUAAUCUCCGUAUUUACAACUCUCCUGAUAUUAGCCAAUCGAUUUCAUUUGCAAGUAAACAUUUCUGGUGUUCGGACAUUAAUCUAAUGGGGAAGUACACUUUUAUUUAUCUUGAACGAUGAAACUUUGCUCCGUGUAAGUUUAAUAGUCUUUAUUGAAAAGUGAAAAAUACGUGGAUAUUAAAAAUGUCUUCAGAAACGGAAAACGGAACAAAGAAAGAACGAAUCCAUGACGAGUUUACAGAACGUGAUCCUCUAAAAGAAACGACAAAAGAAGAUGAAAUUGAAAAAGGUUUCAGUGAAAAAUGUUUAUAUAUUCUAAAUAAUGUAACACUUGAGCCUACUAUGAUGCUGUUCAUUAUAUCAGCGAUGAUAUCAAUUAUUACCACUCAGAAUUUGAGUUUAGAGAAAGCGUGCAGAGUGGAUUUGAAUUUUACCGACGAAAUAUGUUCAUCGUUGAGAUCGCAAGAUAUUGAGGGUCAAAAUCAGUACGAGAGAGAUACUCAAAAGCUGCUAGCUUCGGCCAUGGCUUGGAAGACAUACUUGACCGCUUCGAUCCCGUGUCUGAUGUCAUUGUUUGUCGGAGCCUGGUCAGAUAUUACAGGGCACAGGAAAAUAUUCGUCAUAAUCCCAAUCACGGGUAACAUACUUGUGUGCAUAAAUAGUAUGAUACAUACAUAUUUUUUCUACAAUAUGGGUUUGAAGGCGUUCGUGUUCAGUGAAGCGUUUAUAGAAGCGUUCUCUGGUGGUUGGUGCAUUACAUUUAUAACAAUAUUCUCGUACAUAAGCACGAUAACGACCGAGGAUAACCGCACGUUUCGUAUGGGCCUCGUCCAUUUUUGUCUGACGGUGAGCUUCCCUAUCGGAACGGGAUUAAGUGGGAUAAUGCUAAAGAAAUUGGGAUAUUAUGGGUGUUACGGAAUAGCCGCUAGUUUGCAGACCGUGAAUUUAAUGUACAAUGUUUUCGUAGUAAAAGACCCGAAAAGGACCCCGCAGCAAAAGAAGCACGAUGGUAAAGGAGUGUGCCACUUCUUUCGGACUUUCUUCGACUUCAGCAAUAUCAAAAAUACAAUGCAUGUGAUUGUGAAAAAGACACCUGAUAAUAGGCGAUUGAGACUGUGCAUCCUUUUGCUUGUUGUUACAAUACUCUUUGGACCCAUGUACGGUGAAAUAUCGAUUAUGUACAUGUCAACUCGAUAUAGAUUCAACUGGGACGAAGUUAAGUACAGUAUCUUCCAGACAUACAAUUUCAUCACACAUACAAUUGGUACAAUAUUCUCGAUAAGCGUGUUUAGCAAAUAUCUGCAGUGGCACGACUCAAUCCUGGGCAUCAUUUCAACACUGAGCAAGAUUGCCGGGUCCUUCGUCUACUGCUUCGCUCCUAAUGAAAAGAUCUUCUUUAUCGCUCCAAUCGUGGAAAUUUUGAAUGGUACGUCAUUACUAGCUAUGAGAUCUAUUGUAUCCAAAUUAGUGGAUCCUGAUGAAUUAGGUAAAGUAAACUCCCUGUUCGGCCUGACCGAGAAUCUGAUGCCGUUGUUAUACGUGCCCCUGUACACACAAGUGUACACGGCCACGAUGGAAACUUUACCAGGAUUUGUGUUCCUCAUGGGCGCUCUAAUGACCACCCCAGCUGUCAUAGUGUUCUUCUGGCUGUUAUAUGAACACAGAAAAAAUGUCAGGAAGAUGAAAGCACUGAAGACGCCAAUGGAUUAAAUUAUUUAUAGAUAGUAUUAGUUUUAUCACAAUUCAAACAGGGUUUCUUUAUGUCAUUUUGAAUUACGUACCUUUUCUUUAUAUAGUUUGUAUAUUUUGUACUGAAAUAAAUUAAUAUUGUAAAAAAAUAUUGUCACUACAUCACUACGUAGUCGCUUCCCACUAUGUUCCUCUAGGUAUGCUUAGAUCUUUGAAACAACGCAACUAACGAUUACGAUUUUGAUGAGGAUUUUUUUAAUAGAUAGAGUGAUUCAAGAGGAAGGUUUAAGUAUAUAUAUAAUUUAUUAUGGUUUUAUCAGAGCGAAACUGUGACGAGUUGCUAAUAUCUUAUAAGGUAUCUAGAAAAUGUUAUAUAAUUAUGUUAGUUUAUCAGAUGGUACAGUUUGUAUCGCUUAUAAUGAACAUACAUACCAAGGUUUGUUUUAAAACCUUACCAACACUACUUCAAAAUAAAAUCUACUAUCAUUGAUGUAUGUACAAGAUAAAGUAAUAAAAAAAUGCAAUGUAUUGUAUAAACAUUUUCUUGUAUUAAAUCAAAAUAAAAUAUUCGUAGUCGAA